Messenger RNA from Guillardia theta CCMP2712, 1109 nucleotides. RefSeq lists its product as hypothetical. The record is from RefSeq and is a predicted model, not a curated record. Bases 51 to 1109 code for a protein of 352 amino acids. The transcript has 8 exons. NCBI's taxonomy places the organism in Eukaryota, Cryptophyceae, Pyrenomonadales, Geminigeraceae.
GGAAUGGUCUAGCGUGAGAGACUUGCAAGAACAACUGGCUGUCGGAGAACAUGGAGGUUUUGGAAGCCAAGGCGGAAAGCAGCGGCAUCACACAGUCACUGUUGGUUCGAGUGGUAGAGUUGGAGGAUGAAAACAGAAAGUUGAAGAACGAGGUGGCCAUUCUUCACUCGUCCUAUCAGUCAGCGCAAUCAAAGAACAGAUUGCUACAGGCCAAGCUGCUCGAGCUUCAGGCCAGGUUGGAUUUCGCGUCGAAGAUGAGGAAUGGUCCUGUUUCAAGGUUCCGCUCUCCUUUUGUGACAGGAGGUAACGGAAGCCUGAGCUACCGCUUCGAGAGACCUCCCGCUACCAGCCGACCCAGCACAGCCAGAUCACACGUGGAGGACAAGAACGCGAUGAGGUCAAGUGCUGUAGGGCUGGCAACACCGAGGGACAGACCCUUGAGUGGUACACCAAGGACAGAGCCCGUGACUCGGAAGGAGAAGAAGAACAAGGCUCUCCGGCCAAGCGGACAACAGGAAGGAGCAUCGUCUAGUCAUCCACUUCAGCAGAAGAGGAGGAGGAGUCGAACCAUGGAUGGUUUGAAGAUAUUGGAGGACGACAUCAGGAGCGGGAGCUUCACGAGGUCGUCGACCAUAACGAUAGAAGUCGCUUACUUUGCUCAGUCAUCUCCGGUUGGCAAGGCCGUCGAUGUAGACCAGCAAGAGCUCUUCGCCGAGCAUGUCGAGCAAAUCCGCGGAGCUGUGGAGAUUGCGCUGAAAGGAUGGGACGUGCAAGUUAUCGUCAACGAUGGGAAGGAGGCGGGGUCCGAGGGGUCAAGUCGCAAGCUCGAUGCCGGUUGUUUCGAGCUCUGGCUCAAGUGGCAAUGCCCGGUCCUUCGCUCUGUGCUGCUCUACAGGAGAGGCAACUCUUCGGAUGCCAUGCCCGACAUCUUCACGCUCUUCUCCGAGAUCCUGCAGGUGUUGGAGACUCCGUUGGAGGAAUGCGCUGAGCAGCCAGACGAGGGAGAGGAGAGGAAGGAGAAGGGGAAGGAGAAGGAGGCAGACAAAGCGGAGGACAACGAGGGGGGGAACGUGAAUGCGGAUGGCGAGCUCAAGUCGCAGGAUCUCUGA